AAUUCCUAUGGGUUUUUUUUAGUUUUUGGUAGUAAAGUACAUACUCAUAUAUAAUUAAUCAUUUUGUAAAAGAAGUUUUUCAGGACAUUCUGAAGAUAAACCGCAGAUUUCGAAAAGUUGUGAUAUAGAUAUAACUAAUAUGGAUUUCGUGUUAUUCAUAGUAACUAUUUCGGAGCUUAUUAAUAUUGUGAAAGGAGUGGUGUGUCAAUCACCUAGUUACUACCAUUGUUCUGGAUACCAAUGGUGUUGUCCAAAUGGAUACAGAUGUACAGGAACUUCGAUGUGUUAUAAAAAUUCGUUUAAUUCACCUUAUUCACCUUAUUUGUCAUCUUACUAUUCCUCCCUCAGUUCAGCGCGCAUAUGGAUGAUUGUUGGAGGCUGCAUUGGUGGUUUAUUUUGCCUUGUAAUAGUAACUUGUAUAAUUGUUUACGCUUGUAAAGCCAGAUCCUCUACGCCUGGACGGGUGAUUGCACCUCCAGCUGGUCGAAGAAUAACUGUAAGAGCAACGAACACUGCACAACCAACUUAUCAGAUGCAGUCAAUUAACAGACAACAAUACAUUGUUCCUGAUUCCAGAAAUAUUCUUAAGUCGCCUGCUUCUUACAAUCAUAUGUAG
Mytilus trossulus (common blue mussel) is the source of this 616-nucleotide messenger RNA. RefSeq lists its product as uncharacterized. The record is from RefSeq and is a predicted model, not a curated record. Lineage: Eukaryota; Metazoa; Mollusca; Bivalvia; Mytilida; Mytilidae. Bases 140 to 616 code for a protein of 158 amino acids. The transcript is spliced from 4 exons.